CUCAUGCUCCGUGUCUUGUCGUCUUCGAGCUGUCCUGAGAAAGCUGAUAGCAGUGCAGUGCAGCUCUCCUCGUAUAUUGGACACUCAACAUUGCGUGGUGGCGGGGGUUGGAGAAAGUCGUAUGCUAGAACUUCAAGUUCUACUAGAAGUGUUGUGUGGAAAGAAUUGUAUGCUAUGUGGUUUUUCUGGAGAGAGUUGUAUGCUGUAAGAGUGUUGAGGGGUUGAAAGCUGAGGGAAAGCUGUAUGCUAUAGGAGUUGAUCUGAAGAAAGUCGUGUGCUGUGAUAUGAUAAGCCCGGCUGCGGAAGAUUGCUGCUGGCCAUCCGGUAUCUUAUUAAUAAGACGCCAGGUUCUGCAGCUCGCUCCUUACAAUGGAGAUCUCUGAAGAAGGACAGGGGGCAAGCAAUGUAGGGCCAGUUGUCGACCUUAGCAAUGCAAGCUGCUCCAAAACGCCAUCAGAAACGCCAGUUCCAUCAGCAAAUGCCAUGGGACCCGCUUUGAACGGGGCUAAUUCACUGAGCAUCUGGACGCGCUUCCAGUUGGAGAACAAGUCUCAGUCCACCUUGGGAACCCCCCAGUGCAUGCAGCUUGACGCCAAUAUGCGCCCCCUUCUGGCUCCCCCCUUGAAACUGCCGCCUGAGAUAGCUGCUGUCGUCAGCCCGAAGUCCGUACUGAGUCGGAGCUUCUCAACGGCCAAAGCUGAGAAAGCUGUCAGCCCCACGUCAGUUCUUCAUGGAAGCUUCUCCCCAAGCAGUGGGGAGGGGAGUCUCAACAGUUCGGAUGAGGAUGACAAGUCAGUUGCUUCGUCCGAGUCUGAGGAGGAGCCUUGGCCACGUGAGGGCUCCUUCAUGGCCUUCGGAAACGCCUCAAAGAAAGCGGAACCGGAGCCUGAAGAUCAACAGACGCCUGAAACGGAGCAGAACGGAGGCUCCUCUGAAGGCAUCGAGCAGAAAGAACCGGACGGAAUCGCGUCAGCAAAAGGCAUCAUUAGGCUGAUGCCAGAAGUCUGCGUCGCCGGGACGUCGUUCGAAGAGAGCAUCGCCGCGCUGUCAGCAAUCGCUGCGGCAGAGACCGAAGCUCCAGAAGAGAACGGAACGGAGGCAGAGGAAAGCCUGCUUGGGGCGGAACCGGAAACACCAAAGCGGAACGGAACUACACAUGAGGCCGUACCUACUGUGACGUCUGUGCGCCGGUCAUCAUCACUGAAACCGAAGGAGGGAGAGGAGGAGGGUAAACUGAAGAAGGCAACUAGGAAGGGGCGCAGUUUGUCCCCUUGGAGAAGAUCGGGGGAAAAAGACAAGCCGACAUCCGGGAAGGAGCAAGGGCUUGUGAACGUCGAGGAAGCGCGGGCGGCUGCGAGAAAGGUUGCCGCCGCAGUUGGGCCUGCGAUGCUGAUGCGGGCCAGGCGACCUGCCUUGACACCACUGAAGAUUCCUGACCGUCCGGCGGGGAGCAGCGACGAAUCCAAUGGCUCCACUCCCAAUAAGACGCCUUCCACCGCGACCUCAAACGCGCUGUCCCAGGGGCUCGACGCGGAUGGGAAACCAAGGACGGCAGAGGAGCUGAUCGCCAACUAUAUGGCCCUGCAACAUUCCAACCUUCUGAAGCGCGUCAAAGCCAAGGCCAAAGCCGCCCUCGCCGCCAAAGACAAAGAGAUCCGCGACCUGCGCGAGCGUCUGUCAAGCCAGGAGAGCCCCAAAGCACCUUCCGGGAUCGUCCCCGGCAAAUCGGACGGUCCAGAAGGCGCAACCGAAUCGGACGGCGCGGCUACUUCGGCCGCAGUCGAACGGCUGCGCAUCCUCCUGGCGAAGAGCCGCGCGGAGGUGGCCUUCAAAACGGAACGGCUGGCCGCGGCGGAACGGAACGUGGGGGCGCUGGAGGACGGGCUGUUGCUGUCGGGAUGCCGGAUCGCCGACCUGCAGGAACGGGUGGAGCUGGCGCAAGACGACACGCACGUCGUGGCAACUAGCAUGGGGGUGAAACUGCGGCAGAGGGAGGCGGAUCUCGAAGCCGCGGAGGCGGAGAGGAGCGAACUGGUGCGUCAAGUUGCGGAUCUUGAGGGUGAGAUUCGCGAGGCCCUGAAGGAGAAUGACGACCUCUUGGCGCGCGCGGCGGAGCUCGCGGACGAGAACGAGAAGCUGAAGAAAGCGGCGGAGGGAGAGAGCGCGCGCGAGAAGGCCGCCGAGAACGCGCGCGCGCGCGCGAGCACGGAGCGCGACGAGAUGGCGGCGGAGCUGGAGGCGAUGGCCGCGAUCGCGGACGUGGUGCAGCGCGCGCUCGCGAGCACGGGAGCGCGCGCGCGCAAUUUGGAGUGUGAGCUCAAAAUGGUGCGCGCGCAUGGGGGACCGGUGCGGGAAGAAGUCGGGGUGCUGAGGGCUAAGUUGGGAGAGACAGACAGGGACCUUGCAGCGGCGCAAGAGAAGCUGGUGGAAAGGGAGAAGGACGUGGCGGCUCUGAAGAGAGACCUGAUGAAGGAGAAGAAGGCCGCGGCGUGCCUGCGUGCCAAAGUUAAGGAAGCCGAAGCCUCCCUAGCGAAGGAGCGCGCGCGUCAGCGCGAUGCCGACGAAGCCGCGCGCCUCCCGCCGACGCUCGCGCACUCUGUGACAGCCCACGUCGACCCGUUAUUCGACGGGACGAGUUCCCAGAAAAACACCGAUGACGUCAGCGGGGCGCUCCAGGAGAAGGAGAGCGAAGCGCAGCGGCUGGCGCGGGAAGUAGUAGCGGCGAACAAACGGGUGGGGAAGCUCCGGCAGCAACUAGACGCGGCGCGCGCGGCGGAGGAGGCGGCCCACGCCGCGGCGCACGCGAAAGACGAGGAGCGCGUUAAGCUGCUAACCGAGAAGGACAGGGAGACGGAAAGGGUGCUGACGGAGAAGGACGAGGAGACGGUUAAGCUGCUAACCGAGCUCGAGAAGUCGCACGCGACGAUCGUCGAGAUGGGCGCGGAGCUGCACGCCGCGGAGGAGCAGCGCGAGCGCGAGGUGCGCGCGCUGACGUCAGAGCUGGCCAAGGUGACGUCGGAGCUUGCGGCCGCGCGCGCGACGCUCGCGGAGGCGGAGGGAGACCUGGAGAGCGCGCGGUGGGAGGCGGCCGUCGUGGCGACGGAGAAGGAGAAAAAGAUUAAGCGGCUGUCGGAGGAAUUGGUCCAGAGCCUGGAGGCGCUUCAGCGGUUGGCGGGGGAGCGGGAGGAGCUGGCGCGCGAGCGAAACGCGCUGCGGGCGGAAACGAAGAGGUCCGGCGAAGCGGAAAACAGGGAGGCGGAGGUGUUUGCGGAGGAACUAGAGGCGGCGCAGGUCGCGCUCGAGAAGGCCCGCGAGGCCUGUGAGCUGUUGUGGGCGGCGCUUCCGGAGGCGCAGCCUCGGGAGCGAAAAGUGGGCAAACUAGGAGAGGCGAAAGACUUUCGCAAGGCCCGGGAGCACAAACCGGGAAAGGGGAAACCGGCAGAGACGCGGGGCCAGAGUUGCCAGGAGCUUAGUGAAGUGCGAGACAGUAAAGCGGGGCUUCCCGAGAAGGCUGAGAUAGAGCGCCGUUGUGGCGGGGGCGCUAGCAACGGUCGAAUGACUUGGUCGCGAAGGGAAGACGGAGAGCACGGGGCCGAGCGGAGCGGACCGGAGCGGAGCGGACCGAGCCGCCGGUGCUGGUGGGUAGCUCAGGCAAGAGAGCUUUUGGCCAGAGUAGCGGCCAAGGCUUGGGGACCUGUGACGUUGCCUGCAAAUCGAGCUGAACGACGAGAUGUGAGUGGGUGGUUCGGUGUUGAAAGUGCGUAG
Klebsormidium nitens is the source of this 3765-nucleotide messenger RNA. NCBI's taxonomy places the organism in Eukaryota, Viridiplantae, Streptophyta, Klebsormidiophyceae, Klebsormidiales, Klebsormidiaceae. The record is from the annotation of a GenBank genome assembly.